AUGGCGACCACCCUGCAGGGCGCGGAGGCGUCCAAGAAGGAAAAGAGGGUGAAGAAGGAGAAGAAGGAGGAGAAGAGGACCAAGUUGGCCAAGAAGGAAAAGAAGGACAAGCAGAAGAAAGAGAAGGAAAAGAAGGUCAAGACGCGCAAGCGCCAGCGGACGGAGGAGGAAGCCAGUGGCGGCGCCGCGAAGAAGGCGCGGGGAUCGCCGUCUUCGGAAUCCACGGACGUGUCGAUCGACGUCGGGGAUAAUGGGAUCGCCGUGGACCCCAACUCCAUUGACAGGUUCCGCCUGUCCGAUUCGGUGAAGGGCCUGCUGAGGGGCAAGGGGAUCGAGUCGCUGUUCGCCAUCCAGGCGCAGACGCUGGACUUCCUGCUGGACGGCUCCGACGUGGUGGGCAGGGCGAGGACGGGCAGCGGCAAGACGCUGGCGUUCGUGCUGCCGAUCGUGGAGAAGCUGAUGGCGGAGGGGGGCGGCGCAGCGGGGAGGCAGCGCAGGGCGCCGGCGGCCAUCGUUCUGGCACCCACGAGGGAGCUCGCCAAGCAGGUUGCAGCCGAGUUCGACUACAUAGGCAAGGCAGGCUCGCUCAGGUCGUUCUGCAUCUACGGCGGAACGCCCUAUCGGCCGCAGGAAGAGGCACUGAGGAGGGGUGUGGAUGUGCUUGUUGGAACUCCAGGAAGGGUGAAGGACCACCUCCAGAGGGGUACUCUGGACCUGUCAAAGCUGAAGUUUCAGAUUCUGGAUGAGUGUGACGAGAUGCUCAACAUGGGCUUUGUGGAUGACGUUGAGCUCAUCCUCAAUGGGGUGGGCGACCGCUCAGGCGUCCAGACACUCCUCUUCUCAGCCACCUUACCCACUUGGGUCAAGACUGUCACGACCCGCUUCCUGAAAAAGGACCACAAGGUUGUGGACUUGGUGGGGACACAGAAACUCAAGGCCUCAUCUACAGUGAAGCACCUCGCUUUGUACUGCCACUGGAGCCAGAAAGUUGGCGUUGUCAGCGACCUUGUGAAGUGCUAUGGGUCAGGCGGUCGCUCGAUUGUGUUCACAGAGACAAAGAGUGAAUGCGAUGAACUGGCUGGAGAGCUGAGCAAGAGUGUAGGGGCAAGGGCUAUCCAUGGAGACAUAGCUCAGCAGCAAAGGGAGUUCACUCUUGCCGGCUUUCGGAAUGGAAAGUUUGGCGUCCUUGUUGCCACAGACGUGGCUGCCCGUGGACUUGACAUAGACAAGGUGGAGCUUGUCAUCCAAGCCACCCUGCCAAAAGACCCAGAGAGCUACAUCCAUCGAUCGGGCCGCACAGGCAGGGCUGGCCGGACUGGGAUCUCCAUAUCGCUCGUCGAUAGGAAGCGUGAGGGUCUUGUGGGUUUGAUCGAGUCAAAGGCCGGCGUCAAGUUUGAGCGCAUUGGGGCACCACAGGCACAAGACAUGGCCAAGAUGUCAGGGGACAAGCUUGUGGCAAAAAUGACAGGGAUCGAUGCAAAGUCAGUGGAGAUGUUCAAGUCUGCAGCAGAGGCCGCCACAAAGGUCUUCGACUCCCCGAUUCAUGCCCUUGCCGCAGCCCUGGCUUGCAUGGCCGGCCACUCCUCUGAGUUCCAGGGCCGCUCGCUGCUGACCGCCCACAAGGACCUCAGCACACUGAUGCUUACCCACACCGGCGAGAUCCGCUCUCCUGGAUUCAUCUUCUCCGUUCUGCACCGCAUCGUCCAGAACGAAGAAGCCGUCAAUGCCAUUCAGGGCAUGACAUUGACUGCUGAUGGGCAUUCUGCAGUCUUUGACGUCCAGCGGAAGGAUCUGGACCUGUUCAAGAAGGCGAUGGCGAGGGAGCUGGCCAACAACGGGGGCAGGGGUGGGAUGGCCCUCACGGUGCCCACCUCCCUGCCAGAGCUCAAGGUGAAGGACUGCCCACCGCCGCCAACGUCACGCUGGGGCAAUGGAGGGGGCGGAAGAAGAUUUGGGUCUGGCAGCUUCCCCAAAGGGAGCCUCGGAGGGGGGAGGGGGAACUUUGCUGGGCGAGGAGGCAGUCGCAAGUGGUAG
Ostreobium quekettii is the source of this 2034-nucleotide messenger RNA. Lineage: Eukaryota; Viridiplantae; Chlorophyta; Ulvophyceae; Bryopsidales; Ostreobiaceae. The record is from the annotation of a GenBank genome assembly.